Colletotrichum gloeosporioides is the source of this 1443-nucleotide messenger RNA. RefSeq lists its product as uncharacterized. Gene Ontology annotation, cellular component: U2-type spliceosomal complex. The record is from RefSeq and is a predicted model, not a curated record. The transcript has a single exon. Gene Ontology annotation, biological process: mRNA splicing, via spliceosome. NCBI's taxonomy places the organism in Eukaryota, Fungi, Ascomycota, Sordariomycetes, Glomerellales, Glomerellaceae. Gene Ontology annotation, molecular function: RNA binding. Bases 1 to 1443 code for a protein of 480 amino acids.
AUGCCGCCCAAGCGCAUGACAGCGAACCCCGUCAAGCCGGCGCGCUACCGCGCCGGCAAGCCCGCGGCACCGGAAGCCGACUCUUCAGACUCGGACGCCAGCGACGACGAGACCGAGACCGCGCCCAAGAGCAAAACCAUCCCGCCGCCCCCCAAAGCCGCGAGCGCAGCCAAAAUCGCCAGCAAUCUCGGCAAGGUCAACCUCGACGAGCGCAGGCGCCAGGCACAGGAGCUGGAGGAUCGUAGGAUAGCACGAGAAAAGGCCGAACGUCUCGCCGCCGAGGAAGGCUUUGUGACGGAAGAGGAAGAGGAGGCAGAAGGCGGCGAUGACGAUGAGGAGGAGGAAGAGAGCUCGAGCGAAGAGGAGAGCAGCAGCGAGGAAGAAGCGCCCCGCCGCCUCAUGAUCCGACCAAAGUUCAUCCCCAAGAACCAACGCGACGCGGCCAAGGACCCGUCAGGCGCAGCAGCCAAGGACGAAGAAGCGCGUUACGCAGAGGAGGAGGCGCGCCGCAAAGCGGCUGCCGACGCGCUGGUCGAGGAGCAGAUCAAGAAGGACCUCGCCGCGCGCGCGGCGGGCAAGAAACACUGGGACGAUGAGGAGGCCGAGGGCUCUGACGUGGACACGACGGACGAUCUGGAUCCGGAGGCAGAACUCGCCGCCUGGAAGAUUCGUGAGCUUAAGCGCAUCAAGCGCGAGCGCGAUCGCAUUGCGGAGCAGGAGGCCGAGUACGCGGAGCGUGAGCGCCGGCAGAACCUCACGCAGGAGGAGCGCGACGCCGAGGACGCUGCGAAGAUCGCCAAGCAACAGGAGGAGAAGGACGGCCGUGGCAAAAUGUCGUACCUUCAAAAGUACUAUCACAAGGGUGCCUUUUACAGCGAAGAGGCGAAGGCCUAUGGGCUGGACAAGCGUGAUCUCAUGGGCAUGCGGAUCGCGGAUGAUAUCAAGGAUCGGAGUGCGCUGCCUGAGUACCUGCAGAAGCGUGACAUGACGAAGCUUGGCAGGAAGGGCGCGACGAAGUACAAGGAUCUCAAGAGCGAGGACACGGGACGGUGGGGAGAGUUUGACGACCAUCGUGGUCGCGACAGGAGAGGUUUCGACAGAUACGGCGUGGACGAGCGCUUCCAGCCGGAUGCUGAUCGCAGUGGACAGGGGGCCAACGCUAUACCACUGGGUGAUCGCAAGACGCCUGGCAGGCCGGGUGGUCCGGAUGGCCACAGAGGGGACCGUUCUCGGGAUGAGGACAGAUAUCGGGAUCGUGGCAGCGAUCGCAGGGAUAGAGAUGACGAUAGGUAUCGUUCCCGGGAUGAUUACCGUCGCAGGGACAGGUCGAGAUCGAGAUCGCCGCGGCGAGACUCACGAGAUGACUACAGGGAUCGGAGGAAACGAAGCCCUUCCCGCGAGAGAUAUGACAGCGACAAGCGGCGGCGCGUGGAUUCGAGCUAA